Phyllostomus discolor (pale spear-nosed bat) is the source of this 1236-nucleotide messenger RNA. RefSeq names its product complex I assembly factor TMEM126B, mitochondrial-like. Gene Ontology annotation, biological process: mitochondrial respiratory chain complex I assembly. Lineage: Eukaryota; Metazoa; Chordata; Mammalia; Chiroptera; Phyllostomidae. The record is from RefSeq and is a predicted model, not a curated record. Gene Ontology annotation, cellular component: mitochondrion.
AACUUAUGGUAUCUGGGGCAGCUGGAGAAGUGCCUGAGGACAUUAAGGUGGAAACAUAUACACAUGGUCAUCUCAGUCUUUCUCUAGGAGAAACAAAAUUCAGAAGACCAAUGGUGAUCAAAAUCACAGAAGGAAAAUUGAGUAUCUUAGAAAAUACUUUAAAUAUAUAUGGAACAAUGAUCUUUGGAACAAUAACUAGUUUCUCUGGAAUGCUGAAAAACUUCAUUUUCAGAUACUGCUUCAAGGUUAACCAUGAUGCUUUGAAGACAUACACAUCAUUGAUUACACUUCAAUUUUUGUCUACUAUAGCUGCUUAUACACUCCUUGUCACAAAUGCUUUGUAUUCAGAUAAUAUAAACCAGGAAAAUUGUCUGAGAAGUUCACUUUUUGGCAUAGUAUGUGGUGUUUUAUAUGCCACUGCUUUGGUCUUUUCUAAAAAUGGAUAUCUGGCAGUAAAGCUUCAUAUUGUUCCAGUGCCAUUAAAAGGAAGGGUUUUACUUUAUUGGAUGAUGCUUUGUCAAACAGAGAUAAAAGCAAUGCUGGUUCCUCUAGCCUUUCAGAUGGUAUUUGGACUAUAUAAUGAUAUACAACAUUAUGCAAUAUUUGAGAGUACAUUUGAGAACAUUGUACAUGAAGAUUAACCAAAGAAUGAAUGGAUUUUUAAUAGGACACAGGUUUUGCUGAAAAAGUUCAAAGUAACUCUAGAUGAUUUGUUUCUGUUCUUUUUGCCUAGUGUAUAACAGGUUCUCAAUAAACAUUCAAUAAUUCAAUAAAUAAAUGUAAGUUCUGUCUUUCUUCUCAGUGUAUGUGGAAAUGGUUUUGAGGCCUCAAGUUCUGACCUACACAUUUAUAUAUCCAUUCAUUCAUCAGACAUUUAUUGAGCACCAGCUGCGUCUCAGGCACUGUGUUACAUGUAAUAAGAAAUAGUCUUUUUCCAGAAGGAAUUCACAAUUAGAAGAGAAAUUAAAAUUUGAACACAUAUCAUGAAAGGUUUUGAGGGGUAUACACAUAAUUCUGUGGGUAUGUGCCUAUUAACUACUUGGGCAAAAGGGAAAGUUGUAGGGGAAAAAGCGACAUUUAAACUAAAUUUUGAAGUUUAAACUUCAUAAGAAAUCAAAAUAUAGAAAUAGCAUACAACUCAUUCCUCUACUCUAAACUGUGAUUCAGUAUACUUACUAGUUUCUAUCAUUAAUAAGUUAUUUUCAUUGUGCUGUUUAAAGAACAUAUAUUGAGUGC